CGCCUUGCCAGCUAGAAAUGUAAAAAGAAGCAAUUGAAAGUGAGAGUGCCGCCCUCAUUGCUUAUUUAAGCUUUGGUGUGUGGAGGAUGAAGGCAUUGGCAUCGACUGAGCUUGAGUGCGAGUUCCAUUCCAUUCUACUUCAUCGAAGGGUUUGGGUGGUAGUACUAACGUGGAAAGAUGCCGUUUGGAAUGGGUUCCUCCAGCAGCUCGAAAAAAUCGAAGAAUGUGGCCGUCGAUGCCAGUGGACCCCUCUCUAUGAAAAAUGGUCCAAACAAGGGAGUGAGUGGGCUGAACCUCAAGAAGCAGCUGAGCGUACUGGUUGUGGAUGAUAAUCCAGUCAACCGCAAGAUUCUAAAGAUGAUGCUGGCUAACCUUGGGGUGGAAGCCCAGGAGGCCGAGAAUGGUCAGGAAGCGGUGGACCUCCACCUUGGUGGGGCCCACUUCGAUCUGAUCCUGAUAGACAUGGAGAUGCCUGUCAUGGAUGGGCCUCAGGCAACGAGGGUGCUGCGGACAAUGGGAGUUGGGUGCAAGAUGAUAGGGGUCAGCGCAAACUCACGCAACAGGGACAAGCAAGUGUUCAUGGAAGCUGGAAUCGAUGAGUACCACGUGAAGCCCAUGACUCGCCCCAAGCUCAUUUCCAUCCUCAAGGAGGUCGACGACGCUUGAACAAGACAUACAUGCACCCGCGAAAUAUAACAUGACGUGGUAGUAUUAUAGUAGAAUGUAGUAAGGUUACUGUCAGUUACAAGUAAUAGUAGAGUUUUCAUCUUUGUCUGAUCAGCUGUAGCUGUCAAAGGACAUGAAACUCUCCCGUAAAUAAAACUCUUUUAUCUUACUAU
Molecule: messenger RNA, 839 nt
Organism: Magnolia sinica
Lineage: Eukaryota; Viridiplantae; Streptophyta; Magnoliopsida; Magnoliales; Magnoliaceae
Product: two-component response regulator 24-like
Exons: 3
Coding region: 178-666 (162 amino acids)
Biological process (GO): phosphorelay signal transduction system
Source: RefSeq, a predicted model, not a curated record